AUGGCGAACGUCAGUAUCACCAGUUCAUCUUCGCUCAAUCGCACUCGAUCGGUGCGCGCGCCCACUGCCGCAGCAACCACAUCAUCCACUGCUGUUGGCACCCCAAAGCCAGCCCAGUCUUCUUCUCGAUCAGGUGCCUCAGGUGCUGGGACUUUGGUGCCUGCCUCUCUUUCGGUCCCAGCGCUUCCUGGACCCUCUAAUGUCGCCCUCUUCCUGACGAACCUUCGGCUCCUUGACCUCGACCUGCUUCCCGACUGGCCCGAUAUCAGCGUGGAAACUUUCAGUGGAAAAGAUGCCGUGCAAGGCCAGAAGAAGCGGAUACAGGCGGUUGAAUGGGCUCUUUAUCAGCUCUUCGCUCUCUGGGACCCAGAGGAGACCCGCAACAAGCUGCGCCCCUUCUUUCCCCCUCUCGAUCAGAUCCAAUCGCUAAAUCUACGCGCUGCAUUGCUCCGGUGUCUGGAACAAGCGAAGAAGAACGGCGUUCUCGGUCGCGAUGCGGUUGUCCGCAAGACGAUGUUGGAUGAGUGCAAGGGCGAAAGGCUUGAGGAGGUUCUGGCCGUCUUUUCGUCCGCCGUGCUGAAAAAGGUCGUCGCAGAACAACAGAUGAGUCGUGGCCAGUCUCCGGCUAUGGCGCAGCUCAUUUCGCUGGAGAAUCGCGGAUACUUAGGUGACCGGCUGGACCUCACAGCGCUUAUUCUGGCACAUCGAGUAUCUUUGCGUCGAAACCUAGAAGACAAGAAGGCUGCUCGUCAAAGAUACCGGGAGUUCUUCGAGCUCCUUGAAAAGAAAGAAAUGACAGUAGCCAAACGUCGCCAGGAUGCUGAAAUCACUAAGAAGAGUGGGCAUCGCCAUGCCAUCUCAGACACACAGGCUCAUGCUGUCAGCCGCGCAGUUCGGAACAACUGGACAGGUGAUGAACGCUGGAUGGAUACCCUUCUUUACGGAGACACAAAGUCGCACAAUGACGCUGUUCUUUCUUCUCCAUUUGACAGGGUUUGGAGGCGUGUUCAGUCUGGUCGGCUGACGGAGCUUGAGGAUACGUCCUCGAUUGGCCUGUUAGAGCAGCUUGAAGCUCGAGUUCGGGAUCAGCAAAAGAGGUUGCGGCAAUGGCAAGAUCUUCGAAAGCAACUUUUUAAAAAGGACGGCUCUGCAACGACGAACAAGAUCCCUGGAUCGCCGUCAAAACAGAAGCGUCUUGAUUUUGGUUUUGCUGAACAUCAGGAUUUGCAAGUUGGCCGUCCCAGUCUGAGAAGGCUAUCAACUGUCAGGCCUGCUCAAGCGGAUAGUCAUUACCAAGCUCUCAUUGAUGGGCUGAAAACGGAGUUGACUUAUAUUGGCUCUGCUGUUACGCGGGUCCCUCAAUUCUUUCGUCCAGCCCCACGACUGGAGCAGACGCCAAACAAGCCCUCAAACGAUCAAGUUCAUAAUGUGCCUGAGUCAGAAAUAUCUGAAAUAAGUGAUACCGAAGAUGUACCAGUCCCGACACGCCCAUAUCCUGUUCGGCGGGAACCGGUUCGCGUUUCUAUAGAGCGAGCCUUUGAGCCAAUCUUGAGAAAAGCGAAGACGUCGUUUGAGGAUGACCAAUCCCAUACUGUGGACGAGGGCCAAUCCUCGUCCGCUUCGUCUGGACUUCGGAGAGCAGCAACCGUCCACUCUACCAAACGGAAUCUGAGCUCGGAUGUUAGAGAGCGUUCUCGUAACAGAAGGCUUAGCUCCCCUCCCAACCCCAACCUUCACUCCCCCCAUCUUCUCCGGCAAGGUCGCCCCUUGAUCCCUUACCCCCUCCCUCUCCCAACCCUUCCUCUUCUCCUGAAGUUCCCGCCUCUCCUCCCCAACCAGCAGGCCACCAAAGUGUUGGCCUAG
Messenger RNA from Thermochaetoides thermophila DSM 1495, 1863 nucleotides. RefSeq lists its product as uncharacterized. Lineage: Eukaryota; Fungi; Ascomycota; Sordariomycetes; Sordariales; Chaetomiaceae. The transcript has a single exon. The coding region runs from base 1 to 1863 and encodes 620 amino acids. The record is from RefSeq and is a predicted model, not a curated record.